Molecule: messenger RNA, 3479 nt
Organism: Marchantia polymorpha subsp. ruderalis
Lineage: Eukaryota; Viridiplantae; Streptophyta; Marchantiopsida; Marchantiales; Marchantiaceae
Source: the annotation of a GenBank genome assembly
CCAAAUUACCUUCCGAACAACGACACAUCCGACACUGGCAGUCUAUGAACAUUCUCUUCUUGCGAUAUGAAUAGGUGUCAUGGUGUCAUCGCAUCUGUCGCUUGACCUUCCAUUCUCAUUUCUGAGAUUCUGGUCCGGGCAUCUUUUCCUAUUCUGACGCAUUCGCUUCCUUGUCCGCAUCCGGAAUCUCAGUUGUCGCAUGUCCGCGCUAUGAAAUCUGACAAAUCAUAAGGAACUCUCGUGGUGUUGUAAGAGGUUGAGUCGCCCGCUCUCUCCGGUGUACGAUCAGCUUGCUCAAGCCAUCGUCGAUAAUCGCUCGGCGACCGAUGGGGAGUGAACUAGACGAGCGCGAGGCCCACUCACCAACAUCCUUUGUUGAAAAGACGAUCCAUGCGUGAAGAAUGCUCAGAUCCUGGUCACUCCAGAGGAGUGCACCAGGCUUUGGAAGAGUAAGGUGACCCAGCAUGUCCAGCCGCACUCAGACGGGCUACGAAGUUGAAGAAUGACAGUACCGCAAUCGAGUGCGCGUUGAAAUGCCUAAUGCGUCCCAUAUUUGCAGUAACACUCUGCACCGUCGUGAGCUUCAGAAGACCUUUCUCGUGAACUUCCGGAUUCCGCUCGAUCACAUCAUAAAAUCUGUCCCGAAUAAGAACUGUCAUCGAGAGAAGUGUGGUUUGCACAGAAAGAAGCACGAGCACGUUCUAUCCUCGACUCAAUUCAAGGACUGAGGAGGUUCUCUCGCGUCAUUUGACCGAUGAAGCCUUUCGCGGGGCUGCAGAAAUUUCUAAGCGAACAACCGAAUGACGGAAAUCUUUUGAGUAGAACGCGAAACGAAUCCUUUCUUAUAUCUUCACAAUCCGAGUAGACACUGACACUGUCAGUGAGAUGGAAGAUACGGAUCCUCUGAGAGGCGUAAUGAGCGAGAUCGAACAUCUGGAGGGCGUCUGCAACGAAUUUCUGCGUAAAUUCGGCACCGGGCGAUCCGAAAGGCGUCCCGAGAGCGUGGAAGUUGGUAUCCAAGAACCCGACACGGGCAUUGAGUCUACCAAUAUCGAGGAAUCGGAAGAAUUUGAACCUCUCCAAAGCUGCAGUCCCGGAGACUCCAGUGGACUCGGGCCCUCGAAAGCUGAACCUGCGCCGGAGCACACAGACUCCGUCGGUGCCGCGUUCAAUUGCUCACGAAUUGGACCCGGCCUUUCUGCCUCGUCUGGCAUCGAGUCGAUUCCGAGUCGCGUCAGUGCGCAGACCCGGACUUCGGCCCAAGAUCAGACGACCAGAAUUCAAGAAAGUCGGGCGCUGAAUCUCGGACAGGCAGCAGGUCCUGCUCUAUCACCACCACUCUCGGACAGGAGAGAUGGGGAUUCUCCUAACUCGACCAUAUCUUCAAUCUCCCGGACUGAGAAGCAGAAGACCGUGGAUCGAAAUCUCGACGAAAGUGUGGGACGGAACUCCGCAGACAUGGUCGGGAGGGAUACUCAGUCAGUUAGUGAUAUCUCGAAGCGACUCCGUGUAUCUAAAGCCGCCUGCUCAAUUGCAAGUCAAACUAUCCGAACAUCAUCGAGAUGAACUUCCAUCGACACUGGGUGUCGGCAGCUUCCGAGCCCAUGACGGAGACUGCUUCUAUGAGGAGAUCGGAAGAAGAGGACACCCUUACAACCGAAUUGGAGGAACCGGAGACGAUAUCGAAGAUGUCAGCUCGGAACAUGAACGAUCGAUCCAUGGAGAAAAUCUAAUUCUUGAAAGCUCAUGCUAUGGCGAAGAAGGCGAUGAACCUUCCGAGCCAUGCACGCGGGAGAUCGAUGGAGAAAGCUAGCCGCCUCGAGGUCAGUGGGAGUCAAGGGCACAAGCAAUGGCUGCUGCUGUGUCCGGAAGCCCACUUGCACGUCAUUGUGAGCACGAAUCUUCCAAUGUUGACAACUGUCUGGGUUUGGAUCGUGAGGAUUGUGAACACACGGGGCUGCAGUAUAAGCCGAAGAUCAUCUGCUGAAAUUCAGAACUGGAAGGACGAGAGCAUAACCAGAAAUUAAACUCUCAUCGAGUUCUCGCGCCUUUCAUGUACUGGACAUGUAUUCAGGGUCUACUGCUUUGCAGAACCGAAAAUUGUGGAAGGAAUGUGGAGAAAGGCUCGAAGAAGAAGAAGAGGAUCGAGAACUAAAUUCACCGACCUUCUUAGAGGGAUGGAUGGCUUGGAAUCCUGAGCAGAACAAAAUAUUAUUCGAGCGCCUCAGAGAUGGAGCAAUGUCCUUUCUCUCUGUGUAUGUCACGUGAUCAUGCGCAACGCACGCUGCGAAAAUUCAUCGACAGCUUCCAGAGCUUAACAAUGGCGUCUUCGUCUUGAGGGAUUCUCCAGAACCGACAUCUUUAGGAACCAGAUGCGUGAGUGAAGUCCAGACUUGAGGGAAUAGGGGUCAUUGCGUGUUGGAUUCUCUCAACAUGAUCAUGUCCGGAUCCAGAAACCUGUGCAACGAUGGAGAUUCAGAGCUGUCACUUAGUUCUUCAUCAUGAAGCCAAACUUUUACUCUACGUUUUUCUCCUUUGACAAAAAUGAUUCUGAAUCGUUUCUCCACAGUGAAUCCGAGCUGUCCAGUCAGAUUCCGUCCGUCGAGAAUCCAGGAUACAUUAGCAUGCUCGCUGGCUGGCUGGCUGGCAGCGAGUACGCACACCAUGCCGUACUUUUCGCCAUACUUUCGACUCAAUUCUUUAAGCUUUGACUGUUGAAAGUCAUUUUAUUGCAGGUCACACAGUAACACAGCGACGUGAAACCGUUUUCGUGGAGUACCAUCAGUGGUACCUUCUUCGAGUGAGGGGAGAUCACCGAGUCUUGGCGAGUGUUGGGCAUGCUGGCUUUGAUGACCUCCUUAUGUGCUAGACCCGUCAGCGAGAUAAGCCUACCGGCCUUUUCGUUGACAGCAAAUCCACGGAGUCACAAAGCAGAUCGGUCAAUAAGAAUUAUUUAGAUUGUUCAAUUUUUCAAUUGAAAACUCUCCGCAGCUUCCCACGUGAGAAAGGAAACACAUUCAAUGUGACAAGUAUAUGGUAUGAUAUGAGAACUGAUCUCGACUAGUUCUUUCGAUAUACGAGUCGCCUUUAUUCCUGUACUCAUGACCGAAAUCAGUUGUGGACUUAAGAAGCCAACGUUGGCCUUGGGCUUCGUAUAUAAUAGAACGUGUCGUAAAGGUCUAGACUGUGACGGAAAGUAUGGAUGAAGAGAGCCGCCGCCAGGUGAAGGUGAUGCAUACCAACACUGCACAUGAGAACAAGGGAAGACGAAUACGGAUAUGACUUUACUACGAGGAGACAGACGCGGUUAGUGGCUCGGCUCCAUCAUUGAGAGCAAACUUGUUGAGAAUAUUGGAGUUCGAGAGACGAAGGGAAUGUAUGUAUCUGUACACUAACCAUUGCUUUACUAGUCUUUCUACAUAUAUAAGCCAUGGAUCGUCCUGCCUUUGAGUGGAUUGACUAUCUAAGAGACUACUGAU